Messenger RNA from Adelges cooleyi (spruce gall adelgid), 1851 nucleotides. Its product is annotated as nematocyst expressed protein 3-like. The record is from RefSeq and is a predicted model, not a curated record. The coding region runs from base 123 to 1622 and encodes 499 amino acids. The transcript is spliced from 3 exons. NCBI's taxonomy places the organism in Eukaryota, Metazoa, Arthropoda, Insecta, Hemiptera, Adelgidae.
CAGGGGGGAUUGUCGAGUGAAAAAAAAAACAAUACCGGAAUCUAAGCAGAAUUAUAAAAACCCAGGAGAACCGCUGUUUGGCAUCCAGUCUUGUCUGUGACAACCAAAUCGACUACAUCAACAUGAAGUUCUUUAAGGCUAGUUUAGUUGGAUUGGCGUUAGUCGCCCACUGCAUAGCCGCCGACGAUGCCAAAACUGAAAACAAACCAAACAACAAAAGAAGUGCUUCCUCGUCUUAUUCCGGGUUAGGACUUUCUGGAUCAUCUUACGGUCUGUCCGGAUACGGUUCAGGUCUUCCCUCGUACUCACCAGGCAUCGGUGGUAUUUCCGGAUACAGCUCCUCUCUCGGUUACGGAUCUUCACUUGGAUAUGGCUCCUCGCUCGGAUAUGGAAUUGGCUCUUCGGCCGGUUACGGUAUCGGCUCGUCGGCUGGUUACGGUAUCGGCUCUUCUCUCGGUUACGGAAUUGGAGCUUCAGCCGGAUACGGCUAUGCCGCGGCCGCCCCAGCUAUCGGCUACGCUGCCCCGUCUAUCGGUUACUCCUCGGCCGUGCCUACCAGAGUGAGCACAUCCAACAGCAUUUACUCCGUUUCCGUGCCACAACCGUACGCCGUACCAGUAACUCGUCAUAUCCCAGUUUCCGUUCCUCACCCAGUGCCGGUGUCCGUACCUAGGGCUGUUCCAGUAAGCGUACCUCACCCGGUGCCGGUCACCGUCAACAGACCGUACCCAGUGGACGUACCGCGUCGCGUACCAGUCAGCGUUCCUCAUCCAGUGCCAUACAACGUUAACCGAGCCGUGCCAUACGCAGUGCCACAACCAUACCCCGUCGAAAUCCAACAAGCUGUACCAUACGCCGUGCCGACCCCAGUCAUCGCUCCGGUCCCAGCUCCGGUUGCCGUCCCUGCUCCCACGUACGCCGCGGCCGCACCAGCCAUUGGCUACGCCGCCGCUGCACCGGCUGUUGGCUACGCCGCCGCUGCACCGGCUGUUAGCUACGCCGCCGCUGCACCGGCUGUUGGCUACGCCGCCGCUGCACCGGCUGUUGGCUACGCCGCCGCUGCACCAGCUGUUGGCUACGCUUCCGCCGCACCAGCCUACGCAUCAUCUUACGGAUCUGAAUCCUACGCUGCUCCCGCUAUCGCCUCUGAAUCUUACAGUUCCCCAGCUAUCUCUUCUGAAUCUAUUGCCGCCCCCGAAUCCAGCAUUUCUUUAGGCUCUCCAUCCUACUCUUCGUCGUCUUAUGACUCUUCAUCAUACUCGGCACCUUCCUCGUCAUACUCUUCAUCAUCAUACUCUGCACCAUCUUCAUCUUACUCUGCACCAUCCUCGUCGUACUCUUCAUCAUCUUACUCUGCACCAUCCUCGUCAUACUCAUCCCCAUCCUCAUCAUACUCUGGCUCGUCUUCAUACUCUGCACCCAGUUCCUCGUCUUACUCUGCACCCAGCUCCUCGUCUUACUCUUCGCCGUCUUCAUCCUACUCUUCUUACUCUUCACCGUCUUCAUCGUACUCGUCAUCGUCAUCUGACUACUCCAGCUCUCCUUCAGGAAGUUACAGCUCCGGACUUGGUUCCUCCUAUGGACCACCAUCGUCGUCCAGCAACGGUUACAAAAAAUUUUAAAUUUUGGUAAACUUGUGACCGAUCAAUUUUAGCCUAAUUUCCUAGGCUGCACAGUCAGACUUCUAUUGUUUAUAUAUUAUUAUUAUUAUUAUUAUUUGUUGUUGAUUUUGUAUGUAAACAACGUGUUAUAAUUAUAAUUAUGUAUUUUAAGUGUGUCCAAUAUUUAAUUUACUUGAUACAUAUUAUUUUUAAUAAAACCAAAAAAUAAAUAAUAUUGAUUUAUAACUCA